This is a messenger RNA of Drosophila elegans, 6408 nucleotides long. RefSeq names its product titin (gene mxc). The record is from RefSeq and is a predicted model, not a curated record. The transcript is spliced from 7 exons. Gene Ontology annotation, molecular function: protein binding. Bases 307 to 5847 code for a protein of 1846 amino acids. NCBI's taxonomy places the organism in Eukaryota, Metazoa, Arthropoda, Insecta, Diptera, Drosophilidae.
AAAAAAAAAAAACAGAUGCUAUGCUAAUGCUAACCUAUGUGUGUUGUACAGUGCUACAAUCGGCAACAACAAAACGAAAAUAGUCGGCAAAUAAGCAAGAAAAUGUGUUUGUGCUCUCGCUAAUAAAACAACCAAACCAAUUCCCUGUAUCCACUGCAAUAUAUAAGCCAUUAAGAAUUGCGCCCAAGGAAGGUAAUAAACCAGAAAAAAAGCGGAAAGCAAAGGAAAGGAAACGAAAGGAAAGGCAUUUGUGUUCCAGUUUGAGGAUUGGAAGGUGAUGCUCCGCUGAGCCGGAAAAUUCCAGCCAUGGAAUCGAUUGUGCUGCAUUCGGAUGUGGCGCGCUUGGUCCUAGGCUAUCUGGUCAACCAGAAUCUGAAGCGGGCGGCCCACACGCUGUGCCGCACUUCGCCGCACCUGCGCCACGAGUUCCUGGCCCUGAAACAGGGCCUGCAGACGCACAACUUCCUCAACGGCGGCCUGGAGGAGAUCAUCUGCGAGCAUGUGAAGAUCACGGGCUUGGUGGCCAGUGCCGUGCAGAAGCUGCCGUUGGAGACGCGCCUGCAGCUGCAGCAGCUGAAGCUGUCCGAAAGGGUCAACGAACUGAUAGGCACCGGCGCCGAGCGGAGCAGCUGCACCAAUGACAGUAGCAACCAGGGUCCCGAGUCCAGCAUAUCGCAGUCGCAUCGCAAGAGGAGGCGCUUACGCACUCAAUCCCCCGGAAAUAACCUGUCCUCGCCUUCGUUCAGCAAGCGUCCGCGUUUGCUGCCGCCGCACUUCUACUGCAGCAUUAACCGUGAGAAGAUCAAGCUCAGCUUUAUGGCCAGCCAGGAGAACCAAGAGGAUCUGGCGGAGGAGGAGGAGGAGGACGGGGAGGACGUGGAGAGCACCACGGCCACCGAUGACUUGGAGGAGGAGGAGCUGCUGCCUCCCGGGCCGCGCAACAAUUCCACGCCGCGUCAGGUUCAAGCCGAGUCCAAUCCCCUCGUGCUCACGCCGCAAAGCAUGCCCGAGCUGGCCAGCGCAAUAAUCAAGAACCAGGACUUCCAGGACACGCUGGUUAAGAACAUAAACGUGGCGCUGCAAACGGUGACUGUGACAAAUCCGGCGGUGAGCUGCGAUGCCAUGCUCGAUGGUCUGGUGAAGAACAUACUGGAGGCCACCGAGAAGGAUCCCUCGUUCGAUCGCAUCAUCCAGGAGGUGGUGAUCGGUGACGAAGAGCCUCCGGCGGCAGAUGAGCUAGCUCUGGCCGCCGCUGUUAAUCCCCCUGCGGCCGCUGGUCAAGUGAAUCCUCCGGUGGAUGCCGUAGAACCCGUGCCGCCGCAAACACCGCUCAUCAUACGCACCGCCGUGGCAGCAUCCACCACUGGCAGCAAUGCGGAUCCCAACUUCUCCAUCUCGAAGCUAAUCGUGCUCAACUCCAACGAGAGUGUACAGAAAAUGGUGGCCGGCAUUGACACCUCGAAUGUGAGCUUCACCAGCGACGGCCUGAAUCUGAACUUUGCCGAUCCGGCAUCGAUGCUCAGCGAGGCGGAGGCGGCGGCUGCCGGCCAGGUGUGUGUGGACGCCACCUCCGGGCAGCUAACCUUUCCCAUGUACCUCUCCAACGGCGGCCUGCUGUCGCACCUCCCCUUCCUGGUGAACAACGAGUGGGUGGCCCAGCAACUGGGCCCGGAUGCCUUCGCCAACGUGGACGACUCGCACAUCGAGAUCUGCCUGCCGGAGCCGAUAACGCUGUCGGCCAAUCAGCUGCCGCCCAAUUCCAUAAUCAUCAACAGUGCCCAGAAGCAGCCACCGGCGCAGCCAAGCGUGCAGCCGCCCAUCCAAUUGAUAAAGGAGGACGAAAGGGCCCAGAAGGAGGCGGCGGGGGAGGAGCUGCGGAAGCUGCCGCCCGCCUCCCUGGACUCGUCGCGCCAGGUCAUGGAACGCGUGACGCCCUCCACGGCCGGAAUAAUCAAUGUAAAGGCCUUCCGUAGCUUAUCCACUCCCCGAAAGAGAACCUCGCAUGUACGAACUUUAACUUUCUCCCCCAAGGUCUCCGCCGGUGGCGUCCUGCAUCCCAAUACGCCGCUCUCCACCCGGCGACCUGGUUUGCUGGCCAAAGCCAAAGAGAAGCCCAUUAUCAACCAUGUGGAGAUCAUACAGCCAGCCGCCGCCAGCGAUCUCAGCUCGAACGAGGGCUUAGGCGGUGUGCCACCUCUAUUUGCCAUGGAGGAGUGCAGCAAUCAGACGGUGAUCAGGGCCAAUCCGCCUGCUCCUGUUCCUGUUCCUGUUCCUGCUCCUGCUCCUGCUCCUGCUGUGCCCCUGGUGGCCACGCCCAAAAGAAAACAGAAACGUCAGGCGGCAGUCAAGGCCUGCAAGCGAAUCAUCUCGCAGGCGGAAUCGGAGUCCAAGCCGGAACAGGAUCUGGAUAAGAAUGGGCCCCGAAACACAUCCGCCUGCAGCACAUCCUGCUCCACGCACGAUGACAGUGCCGAGGCCAGCAAGGAGAAUCUCCAGGAGCAGCAGCAGCAUCAGCAGCAUCAGCAGCAGCAGCAGAAAAUCGAUAGAAAGACCGAUGGAGGUGUAGGAGGAGGAUCCUCCUCCUCUUUGGCCAAUCGGGAAACUGAGCUGAUCGAGAGCGACAUGGCCGCCUGGCAGCGCCAGUUGCAUGGUUCCAACUCGGACCUAGAGAAUCGAUUGCGCGAGAUCAACUCCAAGCGCGAGGAGGUCAAGAGCACGGCUCGCGCCAGGCGUCCCAAGAAGAAGGAAUCGACGCCCGCUACAACUGCUGCCGCACGAGCACGAAAAACCAAAGUGAUGGCCAAGAAUCAGGUGAAGAAGUCGAUGCAGCGCAGUGGCGUUGAUGCCACGGAGAAGAUCAACAUCAAGAUAGUCACACCGCAGAAACCCAAGGCGCUCAAAAAGAAAAAGGCGUUGGAACUCAAAGAGGAGGUCAUCGAGGAAACGCUGCUGGAGGAGGAGGUCAUCGAGGAGACGCUGCUGGAGGAGAAGGAGAAGGAGAAGGAGAGGGAACAGGUCAAGGAGAAGGAACCGAAAAAGGAGCCAAAUGAGCUGGAGAAGGCGAGGAAUCACGAUCGGGAGCAGAUCAAAGCCUUGGUGGCCGAGCAGGCGCCACCCAAUAUGGCCAUGUUGCUGGACACGCCCUUCAAGGCAUCUCCCAGAGCCAGUGAUCCAUUCAUCGCCACAUCCCAGGGAGGAGAAGGAGCAACUGCUGCUGCUGCUGCUGCUGCUGCUGCUGCUGCCGCUGCUGCUGUUGCGACUGCCAUUCCACCCACUCCGGGCAUGGCCAUUCCACCGCUGGACACGCCAUAUGGCAAGCUGCCCAGCAGCAGUUUUCUCUUCGGUUCGGACACCAAAAGUAUCAUGGAUACGCCCCAGCUGAGCGCCAUUACCCCCGGAUUCCGUUUGACCCCGUUUGGCCAGAUGCCCGGCACGCCCGUGGGCAGUGCCGCCAAGACGGAUUACUCCUCGGGCAGCUCCUACUACCGUCCCGACGAAGCGGAGCACACGGAUGCCAAUGCGCAGUGCGCAAUACAGCAGUGGGAGGAACUGCAGGAGAAGAAGCAGCCAGCAGUUGGGUUCAAGGACAAGGACAAGGACACGGACACGGAAAAGAAGAUGGAAACAGAGGAGGAGGAGGAGCCUAGUCAGCAGGCAGAUAAACCACUAGAGGAGGAGGAGGAGCAUCCGGAGGACCACAAGCUUACACCCAAGAGACCAGAAAUGCAGAAAGAAGAGAUGGUUAAAGAAAAGCCUGCAGAGCAAGCACCAGAGGUGGUGAAGCAACCCGUUGUGCUAGCCCUGGAGCCCACUGUCCUGCGACGCGUGCGUUCCUUCGGCAGCGAGGCGGUGGACAGCGCCGAGUCCGCUGCCGCCGGCUCGUAUCCGUCGGAUCAGCAGCCGCACUACAAGCUGCUGCCCGGCCUGCCGGAGGCCAUCAUCGAGGGCUCCGGCAGUUCCAGCUCCUCCUCCGCCACCAGCUCCUCAUCCUCCUCCAGUUCGAGCUCCAGUUCGUCCAGCAGCUCCUCCUCCAGUUCCUCCUCCUCGCCGAGUUCCCACAGCGAAAAGGAGGAGGGGGAAAGCGAUCCGGAAGAGGAGGAGGAGGUGGAAGCUGCCAAGGAGGCUGGCCAAGUGCUGCUCAACAUUGACCAGCUGUCCAAUAUCAGCAGCACGGAGGACGAGGAGUGGCUGAAGGCGGCCACCGACUUGCAGGCGGAUGCCGGCCUGCCCAUGCUCACCAUUGACAGUCUGCCGGGUCAGCUGGUCAGCCAGGACGGCGAGGUGCGCUACCCCAUACGCAACUGGCUCACGCCCAGCAAGGAGCAGCAGGCGGACACCAGUGGGGAACUGCGACCACCAGCACCACCGCUGCCUGUGAUUCCGCCAGCAGAUGCAGUUGACCCUCCACCACCACCACCUCCUCGGCCAGAGGCCGCGAUCCUCCAGCAGCAGCACCAACGCGAGCAGCUGGACGAGAAGCGGCAACGCGUGAUGGCCAAGUUCAAGCAGCAAGCACAGCCGCCGCCGGCCAGGAUGCAAAGCAAGAAGGCCACGGCCACCAGAAAGCUCACUGCCAUGCGCGAAACUGCCAAGCUGGCCAAUCCCAGCACCCAGAAGUCACCCAAAAAGCGGGAGCACCUGGAGUCACUGAAAACGAAGGGGGCCCGCAAGGAACUGGAGACGACGGAGCCCUCGCCUGCCAUGGAGGCAUCCAAAGAUGCGCCCGCAGAUCCACCAGCCAGCAAACUGGAUCCCGCCCUGCUCAUGGCCCUCAAUCUUUCGGCCAAAAAGCAGGAGCCCUCAACGAUCAACACCGCGACCACGACCACGACCAUUACCAAGCCCAAGGUGAUCCGAGCUGCGGUGGAGAUUGCGGCACAGCCUGCGCCGGCCAAGCGGGGACGUCCCAAGAAGCCGCAGAACGCAGAACCGGCCAAGACCUGCAUGCGUCGAUCCUCGCGGCUAAUCGACAAUAAAACUCCUGCCCCCGAGGAGCCCUUCAAAGCCAUUGGCGACGAUCCAACGAAGGUCAGCACCAAGAAGCCGAUGAAGAAGCGAUCCGAGACCAGGGUGCCCUCCUCGACGACCGCCAGUGCUGCGGCACUGCCCAUGGUGGCGGAGGCGGAAUCCACGCAGCGGUCUCCGGAGCAGCAACAGCGGAAAGUGGCGAUGCCGCCAGCCAAGUCACAACCACUGCCUCGCCAGAAUCCAGAUACCCAUCCAGAUCCACAUCCCCAACUCCAUGCCGAUAGCGACUACGAGCAGGACAUGUGCUUGAGCAGCAGCCAGGAGCGUUGUACCUUCAGCUUCACCUAUGCGGACAACGGACCCAAGCCCAGCAAUCCAGCAAUGAUGGUGCGCCAGCCGGCCAGCUACUUCCAGAGCUACCAGCGGCUCAUGAUGACCGACGACGAGGAGCUGCGCACGAUGCGCAUCGCCCAGGAACAGAUGAUCAAUCUGGGCCAGCAACUGGCCAGCGUCAUUCGCAACAUACCCAAGAAGCGGAUACGCCGCCUGACCAGCAACAGUGGAGCCACAACUGCAAUGGGAGCAAGUGCAACUGGCACGGAGGUCGCCGGAGAUCAGCCCUCGGCCACGUCCACGCCGCUGACGGGGAAGCCUCCGUCCAAGAGCGAGCCGCAAGACGAUGAUGAUGAUCUGGAGGUGGCUAUCAUCAACUCGGCUCCAAAAGAAGCGAGCAGCGGCAGCAGUGGAGGUGGAAAUGGAAAGGAAGUAGACGAUGAAACCCCCGAGAAUCCUGCGCAGCAGAAGGAUGCGCUGAACCAGAACCACAGUGUGGAGAUCGAGGACAUCGAGUCGAUAUUGUCGCAUCUGCACGGCACCUGAUUGCAACUCCACUUCAGUUUUGGAUGUUAAUAAUAUGUACACCUAGCUCGUUGGCAAUCAGGGGAGUACUCUUCUCUCAGCUUUUUAAGCUCUCCUAGUUAAGCGUAGAAAUCGGAAACGGAAACGAAAACGGAAACAAUUUUGAAAUGAAUUUAACCAUUUACACCAAUUAAUUUUUCGACAUGCGUAGUGUGUUACUCAUGCAAACUGCAAUCUUGCAUUGUUAUCAUUAAAGUAUUUAUUUUCGCCGUAAGUUAAGACGGAGCAGCACAACCUGCUCACACACACACACACACACACACAACAAACACAACACAACAUUCACAAUAAUAUCCCAGAAGAAUCGCUAAUUUAUGUUUCAUUAUUCACAUUCGUACAUAUAUAAUAUCCUUAUAUAGAAAUAUAUAUAUCGCUGUACAUUGAUAGCCAGUUGAUUUAAUUGUUAAGGCUCGUUUUUUUUUCUCUUAUGUAUUAGUAAGGCCCUAAACGAACAAAAGUUUAUGAUUUGAUUUGAUUUUGUACACUAUCGGAUAAAGUGAAUAUAUAAGGAAGCUAAUCCAA